This is a messenger RNA of Oreochromis aureus, 5040 nucleotides long. Its product is annotated as neuronal cell adhesion molecule-like. Gene Ontology annotation, molecular function: cell-cell adhesion mediator activity. NCBI's taxonomy places the organism in Eukaryota, Metazoa, Chordata, Actinopteri, Cichliformes, Cichlidae. Bases 326 to 4003 code for a protein of 1225 amino acids. The transcript has 32 exons. The record is from RefSeq and is a predicted model, not a curated record. Gene Ontology annotation, biological process: cell-cell adhesion; brain development.
GAGAGAGAGAGAGGGGAGAGGACCGGUGGCUGAGAGAGGCAUCGGAGGCAAGUGCAAGAGGUUCGGCGCUCUGAGCGGGGACUCCACGUGAAUAACCGCGGCUCACGGCUUCGCUCUGUCGCGGGAGGCUGAAGACACAGGAGGGGUUUUGUGUUUCUCACCGCCCAGGGAGGAGGUAAGAGUGAAGUCAGCCAGACAGAGGACGAAGCAGGCCAGGGAGGAGGAGGAGAGAGGGGAUUUGGGCUUCUCUGUUGUGAAAGUGCACGUGUCCUCAGAGACGGUGCGUCACUGAAUUUGGGGGCAGACCUUUGCGUCACACGUGAUCAUGGAGUGGAGGAGGAUGGAUGUAGGCCUGCUUGUGCUGUUCCUGGUACACCUCGCCACUGCACUGGAGGUCCCACUAGACCUUCUGGGAGGAUUGCCGCAGCCGCCGACCAUCACUUACCAGUCCCCUAAAGAUUACAUUGUCGACCCACGAGAGAACAUUAUAAUCCACUGUGAGGCGAAGGGAAAACCACAUCCCAGUUUCUCCUGGACAAGAAAUGGGACCCACUUUGACGUCGAGAAUGAUCGCAAUGUGGACAUGAAGCCAGACUCUGGGACUCUGGUGGUGGAUAUCAGCAGAGAGAGGGUUGAACACUAUGAGGGGGUGUACCAGUGCACAGCACGAAACAAACACGGAACCGCUGUUUCCCACAAUAUAGUGGUUAGACAGUCCAGAUCCCCCCUGUGGUCAAAGGAGAAAAUCAAGCCAAUCGUGGUGCAGGAGGGCGUGUCUUUGGUGUUGCCGUGUCGCCCCCCUGCUGGCCUACCCCCUCCAAUCAUAUUCUGGAUGGACAACAACUUUCAGAAGCUCCCUCAGAGCAAGAGGGUGUCUCAGUCAUUGAACGGUGACCUGUACUUCUCCAAUAUUCGCCGAGAGGACACCCGGAACGACUAUAUUUGCUACGCCCGCUUCCCCCACACGCAAACCAUCCAGCAGAAACAGCCCAUCACUGUCAGGGUCCUUAACCUGGAUGAAAUCAAUGACACAAUGGCAGCUUUUUACAAUGACACUGAUUUAUUUAGUGAGGCACCAGUGGAUGACAGAAGACCAACCUUCCUCAUCCCAUCUGGCUCAUCCAGCUCCAAGAUGGUGUUGAGAGGUGAUAAACUGGAGAUGGAAUGCAUUGCCGAAGGAUUGCCCACCCCUCACAUCUCUUGGACCAAAAUAAGUGGUGAUCUGCCUUCCAAACGUACCUCCUUCCUGAACUACAACAAGACCCUUCACAUCGAGGACGUGUCAGCAUCAGAUGAAGGAGAUUACCGCUGCACAGCGAAGAACCAGCUCGGCUUGGUGCACCACACCAUCCACGUCACGGUCAAAGCUGCUCCAUAUUGGAUCGAUGUCCCUCCCAAGAACCUUGUCCUAGCUCCAGGGGAGAGCGGCAGGCUGUCCUGCUUGGCCAGUGGCACACCCAAACCCACCAUCACCUGGGCUAUGAAUGGCAUCUCCAUAGAGAAUUCACCCAAGGAUCUGAGCAGAAAGGUGGAGGAUGACACCAUAAUCUUCACUGAUGUACAGCCUGGAUCCAGCGCUGUGUACCAGUGUAAUAUCUCUAAUGAGUACGGUUACCUCCUGUCCAACGCCUUUGUCAAUGUCCUCUCCGAGCCACCCAGAGUGCUGACACCACCCAAUAAAGUCUACCAGAUCAUCAAGAACCACCAGGCCUUGUUAGACUGCUCUUCCUUUGGAUCACCUAUGCCAAAAAUUACAUGGUUUAAAGACACUCGGUCCAGCAUCCUGCAGGAAGACCCUUACAUUCUUCAUGACAACGGGACGUUAGAGAUUCGCAUAGCUCAAGCACAACACAAUGGCAAAUACACAUGUGUUGCCACAAACAGUCUUGGGAUUUAUGAGAAUCAUGUCUACCUGGAGGUCAAAGAGCCAACCCGAAUCCUGAAGCAGCCAGAAUACAAAGAAGUCCAGAGGGGCCGAUCUGUGGUGUUUGAGUGCACGGUAAAACAUGACCCUUCGCUCAUUCCCACGAUGACCUGGCUCAAAGAUGAUGGAGAGCUGCCUGACGAUGAGAGACUGAUCGUGGACUCGGACAGCCUCACCAUCACUGAUGUUACAGAGGACGACGCAGGAGUGUACACCUGCAUCAUGAACACCACUCUGGACCACGAUUCAGCCACUGCUAAGCUCACCGUUGUAGAGGCCACAACACCAGCUGUUGUCUACGAGCGACCCGAUCCCCCGACAGACCUGGAACUGACAGACCAGAAAAAGAGGAGUGUUCAGCUCACGUGGACCCCUGGGGAUGAACAUAACAGCCCUGUUCAGAAAUUUCUGAUCCAAUAUGAAGACUCAUUGCACCAUCGAGGUCACUGGCAUAAUCUUACUGAGGUCCCUGGAACCAAGACAACAGCUCACCUUAAACUGUCGCCGCAUGUUCACUACACCUUUAGAGUUCUGGCUCUCAACGCGGUGGGCUUCAGCAAUCCCAGCCGCCCCUCCAGGAUGUACAAGACAGAACCUGCAGGUCCAGAUGAAAACCCAACAGGUGUACAGGGAUUUGGAACUGAACAUAACAAUCUUGUAAUCUCCUGGAAGCCACUGACAAACCUCCAGUCUAAUGGUCCCGGGCUUCACUACAGAGUGAUGUGGAGGCAGAAGAAGGUAGAAAGCGAAUGGAAUACAGUGACCGUGUCCAACAAUUCCAAGUUUGUUGUGUCUGGAACGCCCACGUUUGUUCCAUAUGAGAUUAAGGUUCAGGCUGUAAACGACCACGGACUUGGACCUGACCCUGCUAUUGCCCACGGCUACUCAGGAGAGGACUUGCCCGUAGCAGCUCCAGAAAAUGUGCACGCUGUGGUGCGAAACAGCACCCUGGUAGAGGUGUUCUGGGAUCCCGUGCCCUCUCAUUUAAUACGCGGAAAUCUCAAAGGAUAUAAGGUGUCGUACUGGAGAAAACACCACUACAAGCACAAUCCUGAUCACAUGGAGCAGGACAUUCUUGUAUUUAGUGGGAAUCAUACCCAGGGCAUGCUGCCUGGCCUACACCCCUUCAGUCUGUACUUGUUCAACGUAAGGGUCUAUAAUGGAAAAGGAGAGGGCCCCCUGAGUGUAACCCAGCAGUUUAAGACACCCGAGGGAGUGCCGGGGUCUCCUACUUCGCUGAUAGUCACUAACUCGAACCUGGACUCUCUAACCCUUGAAUGGAGUCCUCCUCAUGACCAUAAUGGGCACAUUACCGGGUAUACCCUCAAAUAUCAGCCAGUAAAUAACUCCAAUGAACUGGGCCCAGUGGAGGAGCUGGCCUUGGCUGCCAAUGAGACCUCUGUCACUUUGCCCAACCUCAAGUACAGCACACGCUACAAGUUUUAUUUGAAUGCGAAAACAGGCGCUGGAGCAGGUGCAGCCAUUUCUCAGGAAGCUGUCAUCAUCAGGGAGGAAGGAAGCACCCAAUCCCUUCAUCCUAUUGCACGGUCAUCUCCACAUGGUCCACCCCACAAGGCAAGUCCUUUUGGAAACAUUAGCUCCAUGAUCGGGGAAGACUGGGCCCUGAUCAGUUGGGAGUACUGGGGCCCGGAGAAAAACUUUAGUGCACAAUACAGACUAAAUGACAGUGAAAGUGAAGAGGACUGGAAUACAGAGUUUGUGAAUGGCUCUCAGAACAUAACGCUGAAAGGCUUAAAGGGGGGCCUUUGCUAUAGGGUCCGUUUGGUGGCUUUGGGUCACCACGACCAAGAAUUCCACCACUCCAAGGAGCUAUUGGUUACUCUCCCAGCUGUGGCAAGCAGACAGGUGGACAUCGCCACUCAGGGAUGGUUCAUUGGCCUCAUGUGUGCAAUUGCUCUGCUCAUCCUGAUCCUUCUCAUUAUCUGCUUCAUCCAGAGAAAUAAAGGAGGGAAGUACCCUGUCAAAGAGAAGGAGGAUGCCCACACAGACCCUGAGUUCCAGCCCAUGAAAGAUGACGACUGUACUUUUGUGGAAUACAGAGUGACGUCGUCAUCCUAACGCAGGGGGUGUAGGUCUCAGGAAAGGUAAGGGCAAUGAUGGGGAUUGGCGGGGGUGAAGGGUUUUGUAAGUCUAGCAUGUGUAGAGGGUCGGUGGGUAAUGAAGUCACUGUGGAGAAAAAUGCUUGCUAUCUUUCACAGCUGUCAUCGUGUAUAAUAUUUUGUCACAAAGCCUUCAUUAUGUGCAGUGCUUCGAAAAAUAAGCCGUCAGCAAUCUGUGGCUAUUCUAUUCCCGUCAUGUCCCCUAAAUGCUUUUGCAUACUAUUUAUUGUCUUUCCGUUUUGGAGCAUCUCAGCAUUGUGACGGCUUUGUGAUCUCAUUGGUGUUCAAGUCAUGUAUAUGCAAUGUUCUCAACUAUCUGAUACCCAAAGAAAACUUUCUUUGCGGACUUUCCAUGCAUUUUUGCCAAUUUGUGAUUUAUUGUCGUGCUUGCUUUGGGGGCAGGGAUACUUGGCUUAAACUUUCCUUUAUUCACGUCAUUUCAUUGGAUUUUCUGUUUUUCAUCACAGUCUCUGCCUUGGGAGAAAAAUGCUUUAGUCAAACAGCACAUUUACCACUUCAUAUUUGGUUUCAGGGGGAAUUUGAAAAGGGUAUGAUUGCUUGAGCUUUAUUCCCCCGUUGCCUGAUGGAAACCAGCUAAUCAUUCAUGGCUAACUUUUUUAGACAUGGAGCAACCCAAAUGUGCAUUUCAUUGAAAUGUAUUUUAUAUUCAUUGCAGUAUAGUAAUAUUCAUAUAACAACUUUGCCAUUAUCUACCAAACUUAAGGAGUAGGUUGUGGUAAAAGUAACAAUUGGCUCUUCUAUGCUCCAUCUAAAAAAAAGUGAUCACUAUUCUCCUUAUUGCAUCUGUCACAUCAUCUCACCUGUAAUGCCUGCAUGUUAUUUUCUCCUUCAGUGACAAUGAGGACCAUAAACCUUUAAAAGGGAGCCGCUCGCCAUCUAAUGGGACAGUUAAGAGAGACGACAGUGACGACAGUUUAGUUGACUACGGUGAAGGAGGAGACGGACAGUUCAACGAGGAUGGCUCCUUUAUCGGGC